AUGGAGCAAAUACCCCUCAACUCUGAAGCCUCUGUAGGCGAUACCCACAAGCAGACGACCUCAACACUCCCCCCAGACGUCGUCCAAUGUCUGGACAAUGCUCGAUUUCUUCACUUGGCAACAUGCACCGAUAAUAUGCCCCACGUCUCCCUCAUGAACUACACUUACCUCCCAUCUUCUCCUUACUCCAACUACCCGGUCAUCAUCAUGACAACAAACCCAGCUUCUCGAAAGACUUCCAACCUCGUGACUAAUCCCAACGUAUCUUUGCUCGUCCACGACUGGGUUUCUCACCGACCGCCAACUCACGGCCGCCGACCAUCCGGCGGUUCGCCUAGUCCUGAGCACCGUUCAAGUCUCGCCUCGCUCCUUCUAAACCUCAAUACAUCAGCACUCUCUAGUAUCAGCGCGACCAUAGGAGGUGCCGCUCGCUUAGUGCCUAGUGGAACAGAGGAGGAGAAGUAUUAUCGCGAGCAGCAUCUCGAAAACAACACUUUCGACGAGUCUGCAACCCAGCCAUUUCAACGCGAGAACGGGCUGGUUGAGGAUGGGGGCCGCAGCUGCUUCGUUGCUGGCGAGGAAGUCAGGGUCGUAUCGGUCGAUAUCAAGGACGUGCGCAUCAGUGAUUGGAAGGGCACUGUAAGAGACUGGGAAAUAGUGCCAGAAGGGAACAUGGUUAACGGAACCCAGUGA
Molecule: messenger RNA, 693 nt
Organism: Fusarium coffeatum
Lineage: Eukaryota; Fungi; Ascomycota; Sordariomycetes; Hypocreales; Nectriaceae
Exons: 3
Coding region: 1-693 (230 amino acids)
Cellular component (GO): cytoplasm; nucleus
Source: RefSeq, a predicted model, not a curated record